Rotaria sordida is the source of this 321-nucleotide messenger RNA. The record is from the annotation of a GenBank genome assembly. NCBI's taxonomy places the organism in Eukaryota, Metazoa, Rotifera, Eurotatoria, Philodinida, Philodinidae.
AUGAACCUAUCAGGAGGAGGAACAGGAAGUUCACAUACAUUAAGAGGAUCAUCACCAUCUCAUCAAUAUAUUCCAGUAAAACGAAUACAUAGUACAUCAUCUUCAUUAUCAUUAUCAAUUAUGGAUCUACGUGAAUUAACGAAUACAGUUCAAGAAUUAAAUAAUAAUUUUAAACAAAAUAUUAAAAUUCUUACAGAAAUUAAAGAUAAUAUAAUUAAAAUAUGUGAAAAACAAAAUACAAGACCAAUUGAAGAUAAUUCAGGUGUACAUAAACUCAAUAGGAAAUUUUUUCAAAAGAAUUCUUCAAUGAAAAUAAUUUAA